CUUUCAGGGGCAAAUUCGACCAAAAAGCGCCCUCUGCUACUCGGCCUGUAAACUCCAACUUUCCUGAAGUGGCAUCUUUUUUCCCCGCUCAAUCCCUCUAUCGCAAACAACGAACAUUGCAUUACGAUCAUGGCCCUCCUCUGGAUCCCAGCCUCUUUCGCCCGUUGGAUUCGGCUGAAAAUAUAUCAGUAUGAGGUGACUUUUGCUGUAUACAUGCUCACACCAACCGAAAAGUUCAUUUUUAACUCCCUCCUCCUUACGCUGAUCUCAAUGAUCAUCACCGCUAUUUACGUCUACCUCCCCGAUCACAUCAGGUCCAUCUACGGCCACCUCUACUAUUAUUGGGCUGGCGAACGUCCCUUCAUAUCCUCCGCCUUGCCAUCAAUCAGCUCGGUAUUCCGCGAGACCGGCACCCAGGCGCUAGAGGUCAUGUACGAGACAGCAAAAAAUAAUGCUGCUGCUGCCACCGAUACGAUCCGCGAAUUAUAAGUUUCUUGACUGUUGGCAAUGGCGAGCGAUCCUAUUCU
This is a messenger RNA of Aspergillus pseudonomiae, 527 nucleotides long. RefSeq names its product serine palmitoyltransferase small subunit family protein. Bases 130 to 489 code for a protein of 119 amino acids. The record is from RefSeq and is a predicted model, not a curated record. The transcript has 2 exons. NCBI's taxonomy places the organism in Eukaryota, Fungi, Ascomycota, Eurotiomycetes, Eurotiales, Aspergillaceae.